AUGGCUUCACUGAGAAGAGUCAAAGUGCUGCUGGUGUUGAACUUGAUCGCCGUGGCCGGCUUCGUGCUCUUCCUGGCCAAGUGCCGGCCCAUCUCGGUGCGCAGCGGAGACGCCUUCCACGAGAUCCGGCCGCGCGCCGAGGCGGCCAACCUCAGCGCGCACAGCGCCAGCCCCAUCCAGGAUGCGGUCCUGAAGCGCCUCUCGCUGCUCGAGGACAUCGUCUAUCGGCAACUGAACGGCUUAUCCAAAUCCCUUGGGCUCAUUGAAGGCUAUGGCGGGCGGGGCAAAGGGGGCCUUCCUGCUACCCUUUCCCCCGCAGAAGAAGAGAAAGCCAAGGGACCUCACGAGAAGUAUGGCUACAAUUCCUACCUCAGUGAGAAAAUUUCACUGGAUCGUUCCAUUCCGGAUUAUCGUCCCACCAAGUGCAAGGAGCUGAAGUACCCCAAGGAGCUGCCGCAGAUCUCCAUCAUCUUCAUCUUCGUGAACGAGGCGCUGUCGGUGAUCCUGCGGUCCGUCCACAGCGCUGUCAACCACACACCCACACACCUGCUCAAGGAGAUCAUCCUGGUGGAUGACAACAGCGACGAAGAGGAGCUGAAGGCCCCCCUGGAGGAGUACGUGCACAAACGCUACCCCGGGCUGGUGAAGGUGGUGCGCAACCCGAAGAGAGAGGGCCUGAUCCGCGCUCGCAUCGAGGGCUGGAAGGUGGCCACGGGCCAGGUCACUGGCUUCUUUGAUGCCCACGUGGAGUUCACCGCUGGCUGGGCCGAGCCGGUGCUGUCCCGAAUCCAGGAGAACCGGAAGCGGGUGAUCCUUCCGUCCAUCGACAACAUCAAGCAGGACACGUUUGAGGUGCAGCGGUACGAGAACUCGGCCCACGGCUACAGCUGGGAGCUGUGGUGCAUGUACAUCAGCCCCCCGAAAGACUGGUGGGACGCCGGGGACCCGUCUCUCCCCAUCAGGACGCCCGCCAUGAUUGGCUGCUCCUUCGUGGUCAACAGGAAGUUCUUCGGGGAAAUCGGUCUGCUGGACCCUGGGAUGGAUGUGUACGGGGGAGAAAACAUCGAGCUCGGAAUCAAGGUGUGGCUCUGCGGGGGCAGCAUGGAGGUCCUGCCUUGCUCACGAGUGGCCCACAUCGAGCGGAAGAAGAAACCUUACAACAGCAACAUUGGUUUCUACACCAAGAGGAAUGCCCUCCGGGUUGCUGAGGUCUGGAUGGACGACUACAAGUCUCACGUGUACAUAGCGUGGAACCUGCCCCUGGAGAACGCGGGAAUUGACAUAGGCGAUGUGUCCGAGAGAAGAGCCUUGAGGAAGAGUUUAAAGUGCAAGAAUUUCCAGUGGUACCUGGACCACGUGUACCCGGAAAUGAGAAGAUACAAUAACACCGUCGCAUACGGGGAGCUUCGAAACAACAAGGCGAAAGACGUCUGCUUGGACCAGGGGCCACUGGAGAACCACACAGCAAUACUGUACCCGUGCCACGGCUGGGGACCCCAGCUCGCCCGCUACACCAAGGAGGGCUUCCUGCACUUGGGCGCCCUGGGGACCACCACGCUCCUCCCUGACACCCGCUGCCUGGUGGACAACUCCAAGAGUCGGCUGCCCCAGCUCCUCGACUGCGACAAAGUCAAGAGCAGCCUGUACAAGCGCUGGAACUUCGUCCAGAAUGGUGCCAUCAUGAACAAGGGCACAGGGCGUUGUCUAGAGGUGGAGAACCGGGGCGUGGCUGGCAUUGACCUCAUCCUCCGCAGCUGCACGGGACAGAGGUGGACAAUUAAAAACACGAUCAAGUAGCGGGGAGUGGCAGGGGCCCCCAGAGCCCGGCCCCCGGGACGGGGUCUGCCCGUCUUCUGGACCGGCCGUGCCGGUGGAGAGACAGCAGGAAGCUGGCAGGUGCUCAGCGGGCCUCCCGGGGCUUCUCCAGGGCAGCACAGGGGCCCCAGAGGGAGACGUGGUGUCCCCCCUUUGGCACUCAGCUGCCGUGAGGCCCGCGCUCCCUGGAAGAGCCCCAACCCCUCCUCUGGGAACCUGGGAGCCGCGUCUUCUGCUGCCCGGACGUGGCCCGCGUACUGUGGCACGAAACCCCCACGUCCUCCGCGUCCUCUUCCCAGCCGCCCUCUGGACUGGGACUGGCAGGGCCCCUCCUCCUUCUCAUCCCUCUCUUGCAGCAGCUUCUGAACACUGCCCCCAGCCCUCAGUAGAGCAGGGCCCGUGCUCAGCCGCCUCCUGUCUUCCCCUCCUCGGAGGGGACCCCGGGGUCCCAGCACUCCAUGUCCCUCGACGUCGCUUCUGCCCAGAUGCCCACUUUGAGGCAGCCUCCACCCCAACCUUUCCCCCAGGCGGACGGACCUGGACUUUCCUGGACCCGCCCGCAGAUGGCCUGGGAGGAAUGAGUGGUCCCACGGUCACCCAGUGGGGCCCUAAGCUCCCGUGUCCCUGGGCCAGCGGCUCUGCUAGGUCUGCAGGGAGCCAGCGACACGGAGAGGCUGAGCACGGAGGGCGGUCGUGGCUGGGAGGGGCCCCCGGGGCUGGCGCCGAGCCAGGGGCAGCUCUGCUCUCCCGGGGACCAGGGAGCCCUGACUCGCCUAUAGCUUAAGGACUGAAGCCAGCACAGCGAGGGGCGAGGGGCAGGGGGCGGGCUCGGGACCCCGGGGGUGCUCUGUGUCCGUCGCGUGUCACCCCGCACUCUGCUGGCUGGGGGCGGAGAAGGCAGCCGACUCCUCCCUGAAGAGUAAUCAUUUCUGCGAUUGCCCUCCGGUUGGGGUGCCCUUACACAUCGGAGGUAGCGUACGGACACGUGUGCACGCCUGCGAGGGUGUGCCUGUGCGAUGCGUGGCGGCGGGGGCUGCGCACGCGUGUGUCUGGGCGUGAGCCGCAGUGUGUGCAGAGCGGGCGUCCGUGCCUGGCCGCGGGCGUGUCGCUUCGGGGCUCGCCUGGAUCGGGACGAGGCUGCUGGAAGCCGGUGGGGGUGGGGGUGGGGGUCAGCCACGCCUCUCUGGCCUGGAGGACACCCCCGCCUUGCCCCAUGUGGAGCCCAGAUGAAGCCUGUCCCUUUUGCCAGUUCCCCGCUGUCCCUCAUCCUGUCCCCAGAGGCCAAGCCCUGCCCAGAACCAAAUCCUGUAGUCGCCCAGUGGGGUUCACUGUGUCUCCUUUGGUGGCAUCUUCUUGGUGAUCGCGCCCUGCCCCGUUCCUCCCUUGUGAAAUAAACACAUGUGAGCACUUCCCAGA
Neogale vison (American mink) is the source of this 3231-nucleotide messenger RNA. RefSeq names its product polypeptide N-acetylgalactosaminyltransferase 17 (gene GALNT17). The record is from RefSeq and is a predicted model, not a curated record. Gene Ontology annotation, cellular component: Golgi apparatus. The coding region runs from base 1 to 1797 and encodes 598 amino acids. The transcript has 11 exons. NCBI's taxonomy places the organism in Eukaryota, Metazoa, Chordata, Mammalia, Carnivora, Mustelidae.